This is a messenger RNA of Lagopus leucura (white-tailed ptarmigan), 3685 nucleotides long. RefSeq names its product ankyrin repeat domain 44 (gene ANKRD44). Gene Ontology annotation, cellular component: ciliary inversin compartment; nucleus. NCBI's taxonomy places the organism in Eukaryota, Metazoa, Chordata, Aves, Galliformes, Phasianidae. The transcript is spliced from 28 exons. Gene Ontology annotation, biological process: regulation of transcription by RNA polymerase II; protein localization to ciliary inversin compartment. The record is from RefSeq and is a predicted model, not a curated record. The coding region runs from base 45 to 3017 and encodes 990 amino acids. Gene Ontology annotation, molecular function: RNA polymerase II-specific DNA-binding transcription factor binding.
CUGGAGCUGCAUGUGCGCGGGAGGAGCGGCGGCGGAGGAGGAGGAUGGCCGUGCUCAAGCUCGCCGACCAGCCUCCACUGGUCCAAGCUAUUUUCAGCGGUGAUCCAGAGGAGAUACGGAUGUUGAUCUACAAAACCGAAGAUGUCAACGCCUUGGAUGCUGAGAAGCGAACUCCUCUUCACGUUGCGUCAUUCCUUGGGGAUGCAGACAUCAUUGAGCUUCUUAUUUUGUCAGGCGCUCGUGUUAAUGCCAAAGACAAUAUGUGGCUGACUCCUCUCCAUCGAGCAGUUGCUUCAAGGAGCGAAGAAGCGGUGCAAGUACUGAUCAAGCACUCAGCUGAUGUCAAUGCUCGGGACAAAAACUGGCAGACCCCGUUGCACGUGGCAGCCGCAAACAAGGCAGUCAAGUGUGCAGAAGUUAUCAUUCCCAUGCUGAGCAGCGUCAAUGUCUCUGACCGAGGCGGGAGGACAGCAUUGCAUCAUGCAGCUCUGAAUGGCCACAUUGAGAUGGUGAACUUGCUCUUAGCCAAGGGUGCAAACAUCAAUGCUUUUGACAAAAAGGACAGAAGAGCUCUUCACUGGGCUGCAUACAUGGGUCACCUGGAAGUUGUUGCCUUACUGAUUAAUCAUGGUGCAGAGGUGACUUGUAAAGACAAGAAGGGUUACACCCCGCUUCAUGCAGCUGCAUCCAAUGGGCAGAUUAACAUUGUGAAACACCUCCUUAACCUGGGAGUAGAGAUUGAUGAAAUGAACAUCUAUGGAAAUACUGCGCUUCAUAUUGCCUGUUACAAUGGUCAGGAUUCUGUUGUUAAUGAGCUGAUUGACUAUGGUGCUAAUGUAAAUCAGCCCAAUAAUAAUGGAUUCACUCCCUUGCAUUUUGCUGCUGCCUCCACUCAUGGAGCACUGUGUCUUGAACUGCUAGUGAAUAAUGGGGCAGAUGUUAACAUUCAGAGUAAGGAUGGGAAGAGCCCACUGCACAUGACAGCUGUCCAUGGGAGGUUCACACGGUCACAGACCCUCAUUCAGAAUGGAGGAGAAAUCGACUGUGUUGAUAAGGAUGGUAACACCCCAUUGCAUGUGGCUGCAAGAUAUGGACACGAGCUAUUGAUUAACACCCUCAUAACCAGCGGAGCUGAUACUGCCAAGUGUGGGAUCCACAACAUGUUUCCUCUGCACCUUGCAGCAUUGAAUGCACACUCAGAUUGCUGUAGGAAAUUGUUGUCCUCGGGCUUUGAAAUAGACACCCCUGAUAGUUUUGGAAGAACGUGCCUCCACGCUGCCGCUGCAGGAGGUAAUGUUGAAUGUAUAAAACUCUUGCAAAGCAGUGGAGCAGAUUUUAAUAAGAAGGACAAACGUGGGAGGACACCUUUGCACUACGCAGCUGCAAAUUGUCAUUUCCACUGUAUUGAGACACUGGUGACCACAGGAGCCAAUAUUAAUGAAACUGAUGAGUGGGGACGCACCCCUUUGCACUAUGCUGCUGCUUCUGACAUGGACCGAAAAAAGAAUAUUUUAGGUAACUCCCAUGAAAAUGCUGAAGAACUUGAAAGAACCAGUGAAAUGAAGGAAAAAGAAGCUGCAUUGUGUCUGGAGUUCCUUCUACAGAAUGAUGCCAAUCCAUCCAUCCAAGACAAAGAGGGGUACAACACUGUGCAUUAUGCUGCUGCAUACGGACACCGGCAGUGUUUGGAACUGCUUCUGGAAAAAAACAGCAAUAUGUUUGAGGAAUCAGAUUCUUCAACUACAAAAAGUCCUUUGCAUUUAGCUGCCUAUAAUGGUCAUCAUCAAGCUUUGGAGGUGCUGCUCCAAUCUCUGGUAGAUCUGGAUAUUAAGGAUGAGAAAGGACGCACUGCUUUGGACCUGGCUGCAUUUAAAGGGCAUGCAGAGUGCGUGGAAGCUCUCAUCAGCCAGGGUGCUUCUGUCACUGUAAAAGACAAUGUCACCAAAAGGACCCCCCUGCAUGCUUCAGUCAUUAAUGGUCAUACACCUUGUUUACGGCUGUUGCUAGAAGUUGCAGACAACCCUGAUGUGACGGACGCCAAAGGACAAACCCCACUAAUGCUUGCAGUGGCACAUGGACACAUUGAUGCUGUUUCCUUAUUACUUGAAAAAGAAGCAUCUGUAGAUGCAGCAGAUCUCCUGGGGUGCACAGCUUUACAUCGAGGGAUUAUGACUGGGCAUGAAGAGUGCGUUCAGAUGCUUUUAGAGAAGGAAGUGUCUAUUUUAUGUAAAGAUGCUAGAGGUAGAACACCUCUGCACUUUGCAGCAGCUCGGGGUCAUGCCACUUGGCUGAGUGAAUUACUGCAGAUUGCACUUUCAGAGGAAGACUGCAGUUUAAAGGAUAAUCAAGGUUAUACACCACUGCACUGGGCUUGUUACAAUGGUCAUGAAAACUGCAUAGAGGUACUAUUGGAGCAGAAAUUUUUCCGCAAAUUCUAUGGUAAUAGCUUCUCUCCGUUGCACUGUGCUGUAAUCAACGAUCAUGAAAACUGUGCAUCAAUGCUCAUCGGAGCCAUCGAUGCCAGCAUUGUCAAUUGCAAAGAUGACAAAGGAAGGACGCCCCUUCACGCAGCAGCCUUUGCAGAUCACGUGGAGUGCCUCCAGCUCCUCCUGAGUCACAGCGCUCAAGUGAAUGCUGUGGAUCAUGCAGGGAAAACAGCUCUCAUGAUGGCAGCUCAGAACGGUCAUGUGGGCGCUGUUGACUUUUUGGUGAAUAUUGCCAAGGCUGACCUGACAUUAAGAGAUAAGGACUUGAAUACAUCUUUGCACUUGGCUAGCAGUAAAGGUCAUGAAAAAUGUGCCUUGUUAAUACUUGACAAGAUACAAGAACAGAGCCUUAUUAAUGCAAAAAAUAAUUCACUGCAGACACCUCUCCAUAUUGCUGCACGUAAUGGCUUAAAGAUGGUGGUUGAGGAGUUACUAGCGAAAGGGGCAUGUGUCCUAGCAGUAGAUGAAAAUGUUUCUAGGUCAAAUGGACCCCGACCCUCUUCUACAACAGAUGUACAAAAGGAAGAAUGAGACUUUAUAAACAAAACAAACGCCUAUCCAAACUAACCAGCUCUACCAAGAGGACCAAAAUGCUUCAGUGAAUAAAUGGAAGACUUUAUUGCUUUUAUUUUUUCUUCAAAUGUGAGUGACAUAAUGAAGUAGCUUUUCUAAACCACGAAAAUAUAAACUUUUGAGGUAAUGACUAGUCUUGAGUGAAUUUUACAUUUUAUGACACAGGUUUCAAGAUGACAUUUGUAACUAACAAUGUGUUGACCACAGGUUUGUUCUUUUUUUGUUGUUUUUUUUUUUUUUUCAGGCUAAGGAAAAUGUUCAUAUGCUUUUAAUGUAAAUGUGUUUAUAUUUAUUUGAAAUGAAACAAAUGCCCAGGAAAAAUAACUAUAGCUUUUUCUCUAUGGUAGUAUUUGUGCAUAUUUUUCAGCAUAAUGCAAAAUUAAAUGUGAAUCGAGGCAGGAGUGAUGGCCUGAGUGGAAAGAAGGGAGUUAUGCACUUGGGAAGUGCACCCAUCUUACCACUUGGAAUACAAAGAUGAAGUCCACAGGCUAUAUUGGUAAAAUGCAUGAUCAUUUAAGAGCAUAAGAAAGGGAUCCAAAACAUUGCUAGACAAGUGAGAGAACACUGUACAGCCACAGGAAAGAGGAGAAGGGUAAUAUAGCAUAGAGUGGGAUGUUGAAGUUCCA